This is a messenger RNA of Panicum virgatum (switchgrass), 1581 nucleotides long. RefSeq names its product peroxidase P7-like. The record is from RefSeq and is a predicted model, not a curated record. Gene Ontology annotation, molecular function: heme binding; peroxidase activity. The coding region runs from base 230 to 1204 and encodes 324 amino acids. NCBI's taxonomy places the organism in Eukaryota, Viridiplantae, Streptophyta, Magnoliopsida, Poales, Poaceae. Gene Ontology annotation, biological process: response to oxidative stress; hydrogen peroxide catabolic process. The transcript is spliced from 3 exons.
GGCAACGCUGGUGCGCCGCGCACAACCGCGGCCGAGGCCGCCACCACUCGCGUCGACGACCAAUAAUCGCCGGCACCAAGUGCGCCCUACAUUUUGGCGCGCAGACCGGACUGUGGCACGGUGACCAUCACGAGCUGUCGAGCGCUAUAUAAACACCAACAUGGCCAGGGCCACUCCUUGGUGCUAGAUCGAGGUGGGCGAGCUUGCGGUGCGCCGGCGGCGGCGAGCCAUGUCUCGUCGGCGGCCAGAAAUGGGUAUCUUGCUCGCCAGGAGUUUGGCUCUUCUCGCUCUCCUCUGCCUGCUUCUUCCGUGCCAUGGGAAGCUCUCGACCAAGUUCUACGCCAAGUCGUGCCCCGGCCUGGCCACCAUCGUGCGGUCGGCGAUGGCGCAGGCCGUCGCCAAGGAGCCCCGGAUGGGCGCGUCCAUCAUCCGGCUCUUCUUCCACGACUGCUUCGUCAAUGGGUGUGACGCGUCCAUCCUUCUGGACGACACGCCGACGUUCACCGGCGAGAAGAACGCCGGCGCCAACGCCAACUCCGUCCGCGGGUACGAGGUGAUCGACGCCACCAAGACGCAGGUCGAAGCCGCCUGCAAGGGCAUCGUCUCGUGCGCCGACAUCGUCGCCCUGGCAUCUCGCGACGCCGUGAACUUGCUCGGGGGCCCGACGUGGAACGUGCAGCUCGGCCGGAAGGACUCGCGCACGGCGAGCCAGAGCGCCGCCAACGCCAACCUCCCGGGCCCGGGCUCCAGCGCGGCGUCCCUCGUCUCGGCGUUCGCGGCCAAGGGCCUCUCGGCGCGCGACAUGACGGCGCUCUCCGGCGCGCACACCGUGGGGCGGGCGCGCUGCCUCUUCUUCCGCGGCCGCAUCUACACGGAGCCCAACAUCAACGCCACCUUCGCGGCGGCGCGGCGGCAGGCGUGCCCGCAGACCGGCGGCGACGGCAACCUCGCGCCGUUCGACGACCAGACGCCGGACGCCUUCGACAAUUCUUACUUCAGGAACCUCAUGGCGCAGCGCGGGCUGCUGCACUCCGACCAGGAGCUCUUCAACGGCGGGCCGACGGACGCACAGGUGAGGAAGUACAGCGGCAAUGCCGGCAUGUUCGCCACAGACUUCGCCAAGGCGAUGGUGAAGAUGGGAGGCCUUAUGCCGGCGGCCGGGACGCCGACAGAGGUCAGAUUGAACUGCCGGAAGGUGAACUGAGAAUUAGUGGCUGCGUUAGUCAAGUUUCUUUUGUUUCUAUAAGAAGAAAAGUCGUUUUCCUGGAAUGGUGAGUGCAACUCUUCCACUCGGGUGAUCAAGCGAAGAGCUGCAGGCUGCUAAAAUUCUGUGCUUGCUCGCCACAAUCUUACAGAGCAGGCCAUAAGGAUGCAACAACAUUGAAAGGAAUAUAAUUGCAGUUGUAUGAGUAAAUUUAUCACGGUAUUUUAGAAGCAAUUCACACAGGUUGCAUUGUCGUAGAAAAGGAAAGAAGAAAAUAAACAAAAAAACAUUUACGUGUGAGUAGGGGGAGAUCCUCACAUCUUGAAGAAUGAGAAAGAAAGCUCAAUGCGCAGUCAGGGCGUUGUGCCCUUAAGCAA